This is a messenger RNA of Ectocarpus sp. CCAP 1310/34, 1872 nucleotides long. Lineage: Eukaryota; Phaeophyceae; Ectocarpales; Ectocarpaceae. The record is from the annotation of a GenBank genome assembly.
AUGGCGGAACCAUCGAGCUCCGAGCUCUUCCGCAUGCUGGACUCCAUUGGGAAAUGCGCGGGACAUUCGGGUUUCCGCGAGUGCAAGAUCAAGCUUCGACAAGCAAUCAUCCUCCACGCGCCGGAAAUUCUCCCCGUCCUCAACGGAAACGCGCGUCCUUCGGCGACCGCGGCGAACGCGGAGGAUGUGGCCGCGUGGGACAAGACCAACGGUCGCCUGUUCUCCCUCCUCUACUUCGUGACCUCCGGGUCUGCGCAGCUCACUGCCCGCACUCACGAAGGGGCGGCGGAUAGUGACAUGGGGGAUAGGACGGCGGCCUGGAGAGCUCUCAACGAGCGUUUUGAUGCUCAAACCCAGGAAGCUCGGCGUGCGUGUCACAACGAGCUGUUCAACCUGCGACACCUUGCGGGCGGUGAUCCCAUCGACUUCUUCAGAAAGGGGUGGGAUCUCAAGCUUCGCCUUAAGGUGCUGGGGGAGGAAGUGUCGGACCCAGUCUACCUGGACAUCAUGCUCUCAGGCCUGACCAAGACAGUCCGGAGUUCAAGCCGGGGGGCUGCGAUGGCGGUCGCGUCCGACACCGACCAGUGCCGCCGAUGCAAGGCGUACGGACAUUUCAGCGCAAUUGUCCCCAACAGGUCCAUAAGAGCCGUCCUAAGCAGAGCAAGAAGAAGGGAGCCAACAAGCGAGGAAGUGGUGGGUAUCCGGAUGGUUGUGGACAGUGGAGCGACAGACAACUACCUCGACCCUGGGCUUACACCAGGAUUGCGGACUCACAUGCGCGACGUCGAAUACCUUCGGGUCCCACACACGAUCGUCGCCGCGGGCCAGCAUGUCCUCAAAGGCGUUGCGACGGGGACUAUCUUCGGGGCCGUCACGGACGACAAUGGGAACGACCGGCACGUCUCCUUUCGCGUCAUCUUGGUACCAGGGCUGGGCACCAACCUCUUCUCCGUGACAUUGGCGAUGCUAAAAGGGGUGGCGACGUUGUUUCAUCCGGACAACCCCAGGUUGGAGUCAGGGGACGUGGUUUUCCCAAUGCAGACCCUCGGGGUGGACGCCACGACCGGAAAACGCAUCUACUCCAUCGAGGUCAACGGCGUCGACUACACCGGAGACGUGAAGGACUGUAGUGUCUGCCCGCUCGGAAUGAGCGCACAACAACCUCACCCAAAGCAGGCCACCUACGGCGUCCUGCGCCCCUUCCAGCACGUUUCCGUCGACACCCUUGGCCCCUUCACACCUAUUGCAUUGUGCGUAUUCAAGUAUGCCACCAAGGGACCGUGGUUCCUAUNGCGCCCCUUCCAGCACGUUUCCGUCGACACCCUUGGCCCCUUCACACCUAUUGCAUUGUGCGUAUUCAAGUAUGCCACCAAGUUCGUGGACCAGCAGACCAAGUGGGCGGAGAUAGUUCUCAUGAAGGACAAGGCCUUUUCUGUAGACUCCCUCGCGUUGUUCAAUAAGGGGACCGUGGUUCCUAUCGGAGAACGCAUUCAUUGCCUCCGUGGGGAUCAGGGCACAGAAUUCACGAGUGCGGACUUCCGUCAGUACUGUCAAGACAUCGGCAUCAAGCUGGAGUUCGCCUCUCUGAACACCCCUCAGCAGAUCGGAGCCAACGAGCGUGCGGGUCGGACGAUUUUGAAUGUCGUGCGCUGUCUGCUCGCUGACUCAACUCUACCGAACUUCCUUUGGGGGGAGCUGAUCCAGACGGCAGUCUACCUGAGCAACCGGGUUCCUCAUGCAGCCCUGCAAAACGGGACGCCGUACAAGGCGCUCUACGGCAAGGAUGCCUACCUUGGUCACCUUCGGGUGAUACGGUCAAGGGCGUUCGUGCACGAAGAAACCCACACCAGGAAGCUGGAGCACCGUGCUUAG